Molecule: messenger RNA, 8553 nt
Organism: Megalobrama amblycephala (Wuchang bream)
Lineage: Eukaryota; Metazoa; Chordata; Actinopteri; Cypriniformes; Xenocyprididae
Gene: prrc2b
Product: proline-rich coiled-coil 2B
Exons: 29
Coding region: 252-6887 (2211 amino acids)
Biological process (GO): cell differentiation
Source: RefSeq, a predicted model, not a curated record
CUGUGGCUCUGUAGUGACGUCAUAUCCGCUCUGGGCGGCAGCAGCAGCUUCAUUCUCAGGCCGGGAAAAACUAACAACAAGCGAACAGAGAAAAACAGAGAAAUCUCCAUCCAUCCUGCCGAGUUUCUCUCUCCGGUGGAAAUAUAUCGAUAUAUGUGAUCUGCAGUGACAGUUAUACGCUCAAUCGAAACAGACGGUACUGAGGAAGAGGUGCAAAGAAAAAUUCCCAUACUCGAUGACAUUACAUCGCAAUGUCCGAUCGUUUGGGGCAAAUAACCAAGUCCAAGGAUGGGAAAAGCAAGUAUUCAUCACUCAGCCUAUUUGACAAGUACAAAGGGAAGUCAAUAGAAACUCAGAAAACCACAGUUGUUGCACGACAUGGCUUACAGAGUCUUGGCAAAGUGGCCGCUGCCCGGCGCAUGCCGCCUCCCGCUCACCUGCCGAGUCUGAAAUCUGAGAGUAAAGGAAACGAUCCCAACGUGAUUAUCGUGCCCAAAGACGGUACAGGAUGGGCAAACAAGCAGGAUCAACCCGAUCCAAAGAGUUCCGUUGCAUCAUCAGCACAGCUGCCGGAGUCGCAGCCACCGCUGGCUUUACAGAAAUCUGUCUCCAAUCUUCAGAAGCCCAUGCCAAUCACCAGCCAGGAGAGCACAAGUACAGGUGGACCAAAGCAAUGGGCACAGCCCAAUGGAAAGGCAGUAGAUCAAGAUGGUUUAAAGGUCUCAAGCCGACUGCAGCCCUUCUCUCACGAGGAAUUUCCGACGCUGAAAGCGGCAGGAGAACAGGACAAGGUUGGCAAGGAAAGAAGCGUCUUCGAUCCGUCGUAUGGGCCCGGACCAAGCCUCCGCCCACAGAACGUGUCGAGCUGGAGGGAGGGUGGUGGGAGGAACCUGCAGCCGCCAGCGCUGUCUGCUGCUCCUCCCUGCGACACGGACACCAAGAGCAACGGCUUAGCUGAGGCUAGCACUCCUCUUCCUCCCUCUUCCUCGCCCCCUUCCACUGCCGCUGCUCAGUCCCCUGAACUGAAGGAGCCGUCGCUGCGACCCGCUCAGCCCGUGCAGCGCAGAGCCGCCCCAUCAGCCCUCCAGUACCAGCACCACACCACCACCACCUACCACGACAUGCUGCCUGCCUUCAUGUGCCCUAAAGAGACUCGUGAUGCCCCAGGCUCCUCGGAUCACGGCCCGACCGCCGUGGUUGCCCCCGUGCGCUUUGAUUCCCGGUUGAACUUCAGACCAGCGUUCCCUGCGCCAGAGCCUGUCAAUGGUGAUUUAAGAAGAGAAAACCGUUUCCCCCGAAAUCCCCCACGGCCCUCCGCUCGCCCCAUCCGCCGCCCGGGAGAUCGAGCGCCCCGUCCUGCCAUAAUCAACCCUGAUGACCUGAAGGACCUCGAUGAACUAGACAAUGACUGUGAAGAUGGCUGGGCGGGUCUCCAUGAGGAAGUGGAUUAUAGUGAGAAGCUCAAAUUCAGUGAUGAUGAGGAAGAUCACUCCCCCUGUGAGAAGAACAAGAUAUGGGAUGACUGGGACAACCAUCAUGAUCAGCAUUCAUCUCAGAGCUCCGGUGACGGCGCAUUCCCACACGACCCUGAGGAGGAAUCAUACUCGCGCCAGCCGGAGCCCUUACCAUCCAGAAAGACCAAUGGACGACUCUCCUCUACAGAAUCUCCGCACCAGCAGAAGAGCAGUGGAAACGGUGAGUCCGCCGAGGAGCAGGAGGAGCCCCAGCGGCAGGCGCCUCCUCGAGGGAAGUUUGUCUCUGCCGACCUCUCUGCCGUGGAAAGGGCGCGCAGACGACGCGAGGAGGAGGAGAGGAGAGCGCGUGAAGAGAGACUGGCUGCUUGUGCAGAGAAACUUAAAAAACUGGAUGAGAAAUUUGGCAAAACUGAGAAACCCUCACGCUCUGGAGAAACGCUGAGAGAAGCAGACAACAAAGAGCUGCUGACGCAGUCGCCAGGCCGAAGGUCAUCAAAACACCACCAGGAGGGCUGGCAGUACGGCACUAAAGAAGUGUCGGAUACGCCAGCUGAGUCCUCCAGUCAGGAUUACAAAGAUGAAGGUUGUAAUUACCAUAAUGAAGACGAUGGUCCUGAGUCCACCUCUCCCCUCCCAGACUACGGCCGGCACCAGAAGCCUGUCCCGCCCCGGUUCCAGAAGCAGCACCAGCAGCAGGAGCAGGUGUAUAAGAUGCCGCCGUGGCAGCAGUCGGGUCACCCCACGCAGUCCAGCUCUGCUCACCCGCAAAGGGGCUUUUACCCUCCUCCUCAUGUCCUGGGCUUCGACCCGCGCUGGAUGAUGAUGCCGCCCUACAUGGAUCCCCGCAUGGCACAGGGAUGUUCUCCAGUGGACUUCUAUCCUCCUGGGGUUCACUCUUCUGGUCUGGUGAAACCUGUCAUUCAGCAGGAUCACCUGAAUAGCCCUGGUUCCACCUCUGAUGAAGGCUGCCAUCCCAACAUGCAUCAGGAGAGGAGGGCACCAUCCACUGAGCCUUACCAAGUGUGGAACCAAGACAGCUACUCGUCUGCUCGCAGUUUCACUCCACCCUACCAGAGACAGCAUGAGAACGGCGAGAGGGCUCAGGCGGACGACAGGAGUGACAGGUCAUGCUCUAGACACGACUCGUAUGAAGACCGUGGGCAUGACCGCACAGACAGUCCAGCAGAGGAACUGCCACAUCAAGGCUUCCGCCAAGGCAGAGGCUCAGACGUGUCGCUCGGGUCACAGCGAGAAGCUUCCCAUGAAGGGUCCCAUCAGAUACUCAGCAGGACCCAUCCUGGAGAUGGCGAGCACAGGGAUGUGUCCUCUGGUAGACAUCAGAAAGAAAGUGUAGAGUCCCGUGACGAGGCCUUCGACAGCAAGGAGAAGAGCUACGACUCUGAUUUCUGGAGAAAGGACACAAGUCUGAGGAAAGAUGGCGGCUGUCAGGCCCAGUGGUCCGAUCACGGUUCGAGCAGCAGCAGUAGCGUUAGCCAGCCGUCUGAGUCCAGCGGCAGAACUCUUAGGAGGACGGGACCCAUCAAGAAACCUGUGCUGAAGCCCUUGAAGGUUGAAGACAAGGAGAACGAGAAACCCAAAUCUGAGCCUGAGGAGAAGCCGGUCCCAUACAGGUUGGAGAAGGAAGUGGUCACCAACGUCUAUGACCUAAAAAAAGAUGGCCCACUUCUGUCUAACAGGCACUCCGCCCCACCACCCGCUUCCUCUCCUGAGGAGAAACAAGCGGAAGCUCCGAAGAUGGAGAAAACGAGCAACCUGCAUGAAGAGUUGCACAAGGAGAACUGCUGGGAUAGUGUCAAGUCUCAGUCUGUGGACGGCGCUGACAGCAGAGAAGCUCCGCGCCGCAACAACUGGAUAUUCAUCGAUGAAGAGCAGGCAUUCGCUGGGGCCAGAGGAGCGGGUCGCGGACGAGGCCGGGGCUUUAGAGAGUUCAGCUCUCGAGGUGGUGCUCGUGGAGGACGGGGCGACAGCAACCGAGGAGCCUACAAUAGCACAGGUACGCAGAGACCCGCACGCGGACGUGGCUCUAGAGACUUUAGAAGCGAGGAUCUGCAACGAGGCAAACCCCGUAGACGCAACGUGAGUGAGACGCACAGCGAGGCCUCAGAAUACGAGGAACUGCCUAAACGUCCGCGGCAGAAGGUCGCAGAGAAUGGAGAGGCUUCGUAUCCUGCACCUGGAGAGAUCAAGAGGGCCGACAGGGAGUCGUGGAGAUCCAACAAGGUCUACACAGACGAUCUGAGCGGCAACAGUGAUUCCAGGGACAAGGCAAAAUCGCCAAGAGUGUUUGGAAGGUCGUUGCCCCCUCGACUCAAUGCUGGAUACAACCGUGGAUUUGGCUCGAGGGAUAUUUCGACAUGGAGAGGCAGAGGAACACAGUUUGGAAGUGCCCCCGCGCAGGAGAAUGGCUACAACUUUGGCACGGACUCCUAUUCUAAACGCUCGUCAGAGCGUGAGCCCCUGAAGUACACUCCUAAAUUUAACAGCUCCUUUGUAGAGAACGGCGUCGAGGACAGAGAAGGAGGCUGCUACCUUGAUGGCGAUAAUCCCGACAACCGGCCCCUGAGAAGGCGUCGUCCCCCGCGCCAGGAUAAACCCCCGCGCUUCAGGCGUCUGCGCCAAGAGCGUGAAGGAGGAGGUCAGUGGAAUAGCGAAGACUAUGUUAACGGAGACUUUGCAAAUCAGUGGCCGGGUCGGCCCAAGGGCCCAGAGGAACACUGGCCCAACCACUACCCUGGAGGACGGCCGCAGGACAUCACGGGUCAGAGUCAAGGCGAGGACUGGGAAACCGGCUCCGAGAACAGUGAUUUCAAUGACUGGAGGGAGAAACGGGGGCAACAUGGCGACACGCUUGCAGAUGCGGGUCACGGUGAUCCCGGCUCUGAGAAGAGAGAGCUCUCCAAACGGAGCUUUUCCAGCCAGCGGCCAGUGGUCGACAGACAGAACCGGAAGAGUGAAGUGUCUGUAAUGGAAAACAACAAGAUGACCCGCUCAACAGACACGCAGUCCAGUGUGGGUUCCUCCGGUAGAAACGAGAGCUGGCAGAACGGUGUUGCUUCCAACAGCAAACGGGUUCCAGAAGAAUCGGUCACCGGCCUGACCUCGGCAUCUGUGUAUGGAGUGGAGCAGAACGAUGACACCAGCACGGCUGAAUCAACGGGAAAGAUUCUAGAGAAAGACAUGAAACCCAGAAACAUGAAGGGGGACAUGACAGAGCAACUCUCUCAAUAUGACCUGAACACUUACUCAAUUGAAAGUGACUCAGGAGCAUCUGUACCCAGUCCAGAGGUUUUCCAGGACGCUCUGUCCAAAAAACAACGCCGCCCACAGGAUGAUGACCGCAGGAGAAAGGAUCAGGGUCCUCCAGGUUCGGUGAAGAACAGAACAAUUGCUUCGAAAAUGCCUCCCCGUUUUGCUAAGAAGCAGGGCAGCAUGUCCAUCGAGCAACCCGAAGAGACGCUCUCCGCCAACAACUUGGGAACCGAGAUCUGGGAGACGAAUAGCACAGCUCUGACUGUCCAGUCGUCAGGUGGCGAUUCAUGGACAAAACAGGUGUCCUACACGGGAAGCGAACCCAAUUCAGAGGUGCAGGAUUCAGAUGCAGGACCCGAGCAGAGUAAGGAACACAAACCCGGCCCGAUCGGCAACGAGCGAUCGCUGAAGAACCGCAAGGGCUCUGAGGGCAUGGAGCGCCUGGAGGGACCCAUCACCCCCGUCAACGGAGUGGACAUUCACGUGGACAACGUCCUUCCUGUGCCGCCCAUUGAGUUUGGCGUUAGUGCGAAGGAUUCCGACUUCAGCCUGCCUCCGGGGUCUACGCCAGUGCCCGUGUCCAACCCCGUCACCAAGCUGCAGGAUGCACUCGCUGGGAAUGCGGGCCUGACUCAAGCCAUCCCGAUGCUCCGCAGAGACCACCUGCAGCCCGGAAUAAACCUCAACCCCAUCAGCUUUCCGAGUGCCGACCUCACGCUCAAGAUGGAAUCGGCGCGCAAGGCGUGGGAAAACUCUCAGGCUCUUCCGGAGCAGGGCUCACCGGGCGGCGCGGGAUCCGGAGCUCAGCCGGCCUGCAGCGUGGGCUCCUCCAGCGGCGUCAGCUACAGCUCCUUCGGUGGAGUGUCUAUGCCGCCCAUGCCCGUGGCGUCUGUCGCUCCGUCUGUCUCCAUGCAAGGCAGUCACAUCCCUCCUCUGUAUCUGGACGGCCAUGUGUUUCCUAGUCAGCCACGGCUCGUGCCGCCCUUGACUCAGCAGCCGAGCUACCAGCAGGCCUCCCCUCAGCAGAUCCCCAUCUCUCUGCACACGUCUCUGCAGGCUCAGGCUCAGCUGGGUCUGCGAGGAGCUCUACCCGUCUCUCAGUCCCAAGAGAUGUUCAACUCCAUGCCUCCCUUCAGGUCUCAGGUGUACAUGCACCCAAACCUGUCUCAGCCCAGUCCCAUGGUGCUCUCUGGUGGAGCGCCUCUCAAAGGGCCGUAUUCUGCUUUUCCCGGCAUGCAGCCGUCAGACAUGGUCAAGCCGCAGUCAGGAUCUCACUACCAGCCCAUGAACGGCAGCCAGCAGCUGGUGUACGACGGGCCCAUGAACCAGGCGGCUGGGAUGAGCACGUCUCAGCUCAUGGAUUCGCAGCUCAUUCAGGUGACGAUGCCCAUGCCUGGAUCUCAGCUGCGAUACGGCUCGGCCCAGCAGCACCUCAUUCUGCCCCAGUCCAUCCAGCUCCAGCAGAACCAGAACCUGUCUGUAGGAGCUCCGCGCCGCAUGAUGCCUCCCGGAUCACAGCCGCCCAUCAUGAGCAGCAGGGAGCCUUCCCAGAUGGACAUGAAAGGAUUUCAGUUUUCUGAUAAGCCCAACCACUCACCUGGAAUACCCAGCGGCUCCUACAGACCCGGUUCGGCCAGUCCUAGCGGGAAACCCUCUGGACCCGGAGCCCCUACAGCGGUCGUCUCUCUUCCAGGACAUUACACGCAGCAGGUAUUCAGCGCAGCAUCUCGUUGCUUUAGUAAACCUCACGGUACAUGUGGCCGACCCGUCUGUGCUCUGCUGCAGGUGUCGGCCCCUCAGGGCAGCAUGGUCAUGCACAUGAGACCCCCCACCAGCGGCCCCUUCCCCAACCCCAUCCAGCGGCCCGUCAUGCAGGUUAACAAGGUCAUCAUCCGCUCUCCGCCCUACCCCGGCCCCGGGCGCGAGCCGCCCCCCUCCAACCCUGAGCCUGCUGGGAAGGGCCCUGAGGACGGGAUGAAGGCCAAGGCUCUGCGUGAUGCGCGUCAGGCCGUCGGCGACGCCAAGAGCUCUUCAGCGAUUCCCAGCAAGCUACAAGAGCAGCUGCCGUCAGUACAGGUCAAAGCUGCUCGAACCGGAGCCAUCAAACCACAGUCGGUCAAAGUGGAGGAAGGCAAAGCCUGAUAAAUGGACCUCAUGAUCACAUGACCCGGCUGUCUGUAGGACUUCCUCUUCCUCUCUCGCUCUCUCUCUCUCUCUCUUUCUCACUGGACUGACGCACAGGAUCACCAACCCCACAAAUAAAUCGGAAUACAUUAAUAAACAUCACAUAGAGAGAUAUGAAUAUCUAUAUAUAAAUGUAUACUAUAUAUAUAUAUAUAUAUAUAAAUAGACACAAUAGUUUUGGACUUUUCUGCGCAGACUUUUCAAGAUCAGCUUUAUUUAUUUACAUUUUAUUUGACAUUUCAAAAGUGAAGAAUAACGGUUCAAAAAAGUCACAAACGAAUCCCGGUUGUCUCACUCUUUCUCUCUCUCCAUCAAAGUCUGCAAACAGCAAAACAAGAAGCGCAUCUCCCCUUUCAGCUCCCGCCCACAUUGCCAAACCGAGCCAGCUGAUUGGACUCCAGGUUUUGAUUGACAUGGCAGAUCAACAUGAGCUCCAGUGUGAGGCUUUAGUCAUUUUUACUGGGUACCACGGAGUUUUAACUUCUUUUUUUAUAUAUAUAUAUAUAUAUAUAUAUAUAUAUAUAUAUAUAUAUAUAUAUAUAUAUAUAUAUAUAUAUAUAUAUAUAUAUAUAUAUAUAUAUAUAUAUAUAUAUAUAUAUAUAUAUAUAUAUAUAUAUAUAUAAGCAAUCAUGCCUAUUUGCUCUAUUAUUAUUAAAAAACACCUUUUAUUCAAUAAAAAAAAAGUUUAAACCCAAAUUUGAGGACAUUAUUCAAUCUAAACGUGGACACAAAGUGAGCAUCUUUGCUGAACUCUCUUAUUUUACAGCUGCUUUUCAUGUGUUAUGUAAAUGCAAAGCAACAUUUGUUCCUUAAAGAUGUUGCAUGAUGGCGCUCGAGUGGCGGUGUGUGUGGAAUAAACAUGUUGAAGGCAGCAGCAUGAGCAACAGCUCACUCUGUGUUUGGGGUGGGUGGGAUAUUUGGCCUCUCGUCUAAUGUGUUGUUGGGCCGCUGAUGGGAAACUGUUACAGUACGUUUGACGAAUUGAUUUGGUCCAGAAACCCUUUACCUUCUGCUUUGAGUUCCAGUUUUUGCGGUCUGUCAGUCACUGGAGUGGCACAAGCAAUAAACAGCCUUUCUGUAACAAUCAGGGUCCAAAUGUGCGUCUGAUGUGGAACGAGUGCUUGUGUUGUAGAUGUUGCUGUCUCACAGGGAUCAUGAUUGAAUAUAUGAAGUGCGCAGGAAGUGUCUUGUUUUGACGGUGCUUCGUUACACUACAGCUGUACAGAACUAUAACCAUCAGCACAUUCAUUCGUCUUCGCUAUUGGAUCAUUACUGCAAUCGCAACUCGUCCUUUUCAUUUUGGGUGAAUUGUUGCACAUCUGAAAUGCCUUUUUAAAAUGAUUUCUCCAGUGCUCAUGGGUAUUUUAGAGGUUCAUUUGCUUCUUGAUGAUCGCCGAAUAUCUGUACAGACUCAUUAUUUGCCCUUUCGCUUUUGUUAGACUUGUAUUUAAAGGGCCAGUGAUGGAUUUACUCACUUUUACGUUUAUUUUUAGGGGUCUGUUUUCCCUGCAGAUAUUUAUCACUCAGUGUUGUUUAUCCUAUUAAAUGUGUGACCAUAUUUGCCCUUUUAUUGGAAAUGAUCUCAACAAGAGAGAAAUAAAGCAGAUUGUGCUUUUUUCAAAGA